AUGUUAAAAUUCACAGACUCUCUAAAACGAAAAUCUAGCGACAAUGAAACUGAGGACGAUGAUGUUAUAAUAAUGCAAAAAUCACAAAAUGCUCGUGAUUCUGAAUUAUCAAAUGAAAAUUUCAACAUUUACAUCGGAUUGAAACCACACAGCGUAAUGUAUAAUUCGAAUGAAGUUAACAAACUGAUGCAGUACAUCCAUCACGUAAUAGAUUACGCGUGGAACUUUAUAGAAUCAUCAAGAUUUACAAAUCUACCAGACAGCGUAUGGCAUGUUGCAAUAAAUAUGGUAUCAACAAUAUUGAAAUACAACAAUUUUCCGGGCAUCGAUAAAUGCAAGGUACUGAUAACUGAAAACAGUGUAUUACUCAGUGAGCCGAUUGUCAUUACGCUAAACAACCCGUCAAUGACCAGUAACAUGUCAGGAGCCGACGCCCCAUUAUUAUCACAGUCACAAUCAUCUUGCCAACAACCCUGCGUUAUGGUCUCGCGUAAGUUAUUACGUGAGUGUUGUAAAGUAAAUCAAUUACCGCAGAUAAAAUUCGAUGACAAUACGCGCUUGGAAAAUUUGGAAGAACAUGUUAUCAACUGCGCUUAUGAACACGUUAAAGAAAUUCCGUUGCAGGAAGAAUUAUUGCAAUUAUUAGUAGCUGCUGAUCAUGCUGCUAAUCACUAUAUGGAAGAGAUAGCUUAUCAAAAAACAGAUUACAUUAAUCAUAAAAAUUUUGCACGUUCAUUCUAUACUUUACAUUCGAAAAUUAAUAUACAAUGUAAAAUGAAUGCUAAACAUUUACCAUUGAAUUUACUUGCGCGCUCGGAUUAUUAUAUUUAA
Messenger RNA from Cotesia congregata, 831 nucleotides. The record is from the annotation of a GenBank genome assembly. Lineage: Eukaryota; Metazoa; Arthropoda; Insecta; Hymenoptera; Braconidae.